GCUGGAAUCCUCGUUUUCCAACUGCUCCCAAGGAACGAAGGGGCGCAGGGCGUCCGGGAAGCGGGGCCAGAAAUGCUCAGGACUGGGUUGGUGCAAGCCAUUCCGACCGCUAUGCUCCUCUCUCCGGCUGUGGCUCCGGGAUGCCCUAAAAUGCAAGCCUCCGAAAUAGAACAAAAGGGCGAGACAAGAGCCGGCUGAGAGCAGGAUGAAAUAGCGUUUUUUGGCCUGCAUGUGUCCUGCCUGGGUCAAGAGGAUUGUAAAUAAACACAAGAAUCACCCAAGUUUCCCAAUCAACACUUUCAGCUCCAGUCCGCCAUCUUCCCGCCUGUAAAGACUUCAAACUCUCCGCUCCCACCUUCUCUGGAUGCCUUUCCCCAAGCCGUGGACUGAUCCAGCGCAUGUGGGCGAUUUCUUUAACUUUCUCCCCUUCGGUCUUUCAUCUUCGGCUUGCACAAUGCGCGGGAGACACGGCGGGGCUGAAUUGCACCCAGGGCGGGCGAGCAGCGGACUGUAAUUCUCGUGCAUGCAACAAGACGGAGGAAAGAAAAAAAAAGAAAAGAAAAGAAAGAAGGUGAGGGGGAGAAAAACGCUCUCCCGAUGCCCAAUCAAUGGCCAGGCGGAGUGGUCGCCUCGCCUCUGCUAUCGUUCUCGCCGGCGUGGAACACGAUCCCCGGGAAAGCAACUUCAACUCAUCCACGCUCCGGUGCACAGCACUCCGCUCCCAACAAGUCGGCCACUCCGGAGGCUCCCGGGCCGGCUAGUGCAUCCUGUAGCUGGGGCGCCGUAACCUCACAAAUCCCUGCAUCUCGCUUUCUUUGCCUCCUGCAGCAGCUCCGAGACUCCGCCGGUGUUUACUCUGCGCUCGCGGGGCCGGCCCCGGGACUCGCGGCGGCCCGGCGGGCGGGCGGCGGGGCUGGGCGGGCGGCGGCGGCGGCGCGUCCUCCCCGCGGGCAGAGCCGGCCCCGAGCGGCGCUUCGCAGGCCACCGCGCGAUGCCGCCGGCCGCCGCGUUCGGUCGCCGAGUGUUACCCGGUUCUGA
Molecule: messenger RNA, 1038 nt
Organism: Ochotona princeps (American pika)
Lineage: Eukaryota; Metazoa; Chordata; Mammalia; Lagomorpha; Ochotonidae
Exons: 1
Coding region: 598-1038 (146 amino acids)
Source: RefSeq, a predicted model, not a curated record